AUGCCCGCGAUUCGGGGCGCAGAUUCAAAGAAAAAGACUCGGCGGCACACCCGCGACCUCGACCAGAUUCAUGCCGACCUACGUUCAGGGAAGCACCUGGCCCAGUACAAGGACACGAAGGCCGUAGAGGACCUGCCCGGACUAGGGAGAUACUACUGCACAGAGUGCGCGAAAUGGUUCGAGAGCGACACGAACUUUGAGAGUCACAAGAGGGGCAAGGUUCACAAGCGAAGGCUGCGACAACUGCGUGAUGAGCCAUGGACGCAGAAGGAGGCAGACGCGGCAGUAGGGCUAGGCACCGACAACGGCAAACGCACGACUUCGAGUAUGGACAUGGAUAGCGGUGCAGCUGCAUGA
Molecule: messenger RNA, 357 nt
Organism: Coniosporium apollinis CBS 100218
Lineage: Eukaryota; Fungi; Ascomycota; Dothideomycetes
Exons: 2
Coding region: 1-357 (118 amino acids)
Molecular function (GO): nucleic acid binding; zinc ion binding
Source: RefSeq, a predicted model, not a curated record